CAAGAUUUUGGUUUUCACCUCUAAUUUGGGGUUUUUUUUUUCUUUCUGUAUGUUCUUUCUGGGGUUAAUUUGUAUUUGAUUUCCAGAUUAUGCCGUCUUUUACAACAGAUAAGAUGAUUGGAACCCAGACGGCGUCGGAAUCCAACAACGAUGUAGUCUCGAUCAACGUUGGUGGCCAAAUCUUUCAAACAACCAAGCAAACCCUAAUAAUGGCUGGCCCUGAUUCGCUCCUUUCCCAGCUCGCGGAAUCAACUUGCCCAUUCGUCGACAGAGACCCCGAGUUCUUCUCUCUUCUCCUCUCCUUCCUCCGCACUGGCACCCUUCCUUCCAAAGUUAAAGACUUUGACAUUUACGACCUCAUUGAAGAAUCCAGAUUUUAUGGGGUCGAGUCCCUGUUGAUUGAGUCCAUAACGAACCCAUCUCAGUUUGAUGGUUUUGCACUCCAAAAGUCGCUUGUAUUACCCCUCAAUGGCCGGGAUUCUCCCUCUGCAAUUGCAACGACAUCGUCGGGGAGCGUGCACGUGGCUCACGGUAGCAAAAUCACGUCCUUUGAUUGGUCUCUGCGGAGAAAAUGGACGAUCUUGACCCAAUUCACAGCAAUUGAUUCUUUGCUUGCGAUCUCUCCCAAACUUGCAGCAGCAGGAGCCACGGAUUUUUCAGGGCUACAGAUCCUUGAUCUCGAAAAUGGGAAUGUCAAAGAAGUCUUGAAUUGGGAAAAUGUGACCAAGUCUAGUUCUACAGUUCAAGCCAUUGGAGCAUCGAGCGAGUUCUUAUUUACAAGCUUCGAGUCAGGUAGGAGAAACUCGAAUUCAAUAAUGGUUUAUGAUAUAAAUACUUUGAAACCUGUCACUGAGAUUGGACAUUAUGAGAUUUAUGGCGCUGAUAUUGAUUCUGCAAUCCCUGCCACAAAGCUGAGCUGGGUUUCAAAUCAUAGAUUGGUUAUGGCUGCCGGUUCGCAUAGUGGAUUAUCUGGUGUAAUGGGUAAUAUUAAGUUUUGGGAUAUACGUUCUGGGAAUGUGGUUUUUGAGUUGAAGGAGAAAGUUAACUGCUUUGCAGAUGUUUGUGUUUCAGAUAACUUGAAUUCCAUUUUUAAGGUUGGAGUUAAUUCUGGGGAGGUCUUUUAUGCAGAUUUUAGGAUUUUAGGAGGUGGAGAUAGUGAUGAUAGUGGUAACAGCAGUGACAUAUGGGUCUGUCUUGGGGAUGGUAGGAAGAUUGUUAAUGGGAAGAAGGAGGGUUCUGGAUGCAAGAUAGAGAGUCAUGGGAAUCAGGUGUUUUGUAGCAAAGGAGGGGAUAUUGAAUUGUGGUCAGAGGUUGUGAUGGGCUCACAUAGGACUAGUGGGAACAGAUUAGAUGAGAGAGUGUUUAGGAAGAACACAAUGGGCAGAGUCAAGGAUAUGGUGGGUUUGAAGAUAACCAACUUGGCCUUUGGGGGAAACAGGAUGUUCCUUACGCGAAAGGAUCAGCAAGCCGUGGAGGUAUGGCAGGGUGCAGUACGGGGAAUUUGAUCUUCAAAGGUUUAGUCUAAUGUGGUGAUUAAUUCAACCACAAGUCUGCAGCUCACUAUUUUCUUUUGUAAAUUGGUGUUUCAAUUGAUACUUGUGUGAAAUUGGAAUAUUGUAUUUUAUUAAAUCUGAAAAAUGUAUUUUCUUAUAGUUCCAUAGCUGUUCCAUAACAAUUUUGAAUCAUCACUGAAACAGUGACAGAUUUAUCAGGUA
This is a messenger RNA of Rubroshorea leprosula, 1715 nucleotides long. The record is from the annotation of a GenBank genome assembly. Lineage: Eukaryota; Viridiplantae; Streptophyta; Magnoliopsida; Malvales; Dipterocarpaceae.